UCCCUUCCUCUCUCUCUCUCUCUCCCCCCCCCCCUCUCUCAGCAAUAGAGAGAGGAAAGUAAAUAUAAGGAGGAGGUGGCUCGAAUCAGAAGCUGUCUGCGAACCGACGGACUGACCGAAGACUGAAAUAGAUCGAGAUUAAACAAGCGCCUGUUGCUUCCUCCUUCCCACCGCCCUGCCUUUCAGAUGCAAAGAUACUGCGCUGUUUAUAGGGGCGACUUGGCUCUCCAGAGCUGGCGACCACAGCACUCUGGGUAGAAUUGUAAGGACUCGGGAUAUUCCAGGAGAAGAAGUUUUACGUCAUUUCAUUCCCAAGUGGUUGAGUCGUGAUGUUGAGGUCAUGCCCUCUAGAUUCUCCAGAUAAAGGAAGCAAGCUCCCAUCAUUCCCUGUGUCAACCCAACAGCCAUAUAUUAGGUCAUCAACUCAUUCUUCACUCCAGUGGAUUUAGAAGCACACAGUGGAUUCACUUUUCCAUUCUCUGCACCAGCUCUGCUUCUUACUUGAUCGCAGCUGUGGUUGCCAGAGGUGCCACAGAGUGUGGGCUCCGUCGUGGAUUGGAGGAUUUCCAGGAUUAUGCCGGUGCCCCGGAAUGGAGCUGAGGAUCCUGCUCCUGCGGCACUCUGUCGCCAUGUGGCUGCUCCUACAAAGCUUUGUCCUGAUGAUCUUCUGCUUUAACUCAGCAACGACGUGUCCGAAAGGCUGCUACUGCUCGGACCCGGACAAGAAACUGACUGUCCGCUGCAGCGACAUGCACCUGAAGGAGGUCCCCAGGGACAUUCCAAACAACACUCGGAAGCUCUACCUUGAUUCCAAUCAAAUAACUUCCAUUCCGCAUGAGAUCUUCAAGAAUCUGCACGAGCUGGAAGAACUGGACCUGUCCAAUAAUGCCAUUCAGCACUUGGAGUUGGGUGCCUUCCGAGGGCUAAAUGAGAGCCUGAAGUUUCUGAACCUCUCCCACAAUAAACUGGUGACUGUCAACAAAGAAGUCUUCAGCAAACUGAAAGCAGUUAUUAAACUUUCGGACAACCCCUGGUUUUGUAACUGCGACCUGCAGGAAAUGAUCAAGACAGUUACUGUCAAGGUCGAGUCCACCAAUGACAUCAUCUGUGCAUCUGCUUACCCAGAGGAACACACAAAGAAAUCCUUCCUGGAGGUCGCCCACCACGUCAACUUCUGUAACUUUCAGAAAAAGACGACCGACGUGGCAAUGCUGAUCACCAUGUUUGGCUGGUUCACCAUGGUCAUCUCUUAUUUGGUGUACUACGUCAGGCAGAACCAGGAAGAUGCCAGGCGUCACCUUGAGUACCUGAAGUCGCUUCCCAGCAAGCAGAGGAAGUCAGAGGCAUCCUCCACCAUCAGCACAGUGGUGUAACAAUGUACUUCCAAUCCUUGCCACUGGGGUGUGUGGGGUGGGGGCAAGCUGACAUAAAAAACACAACUAUCUAUUGGCUCAUGAUCCAUGACACUGGAAAGGUGGAACUGGAAAGAUCAGUUCUUCUAGACCAGUGGAUCAUAACUCUGACCUCUUCUCCUGAUCUACCAAACUGAAUCAUUUAAAAAUUAGUUGCCAAAAGCAAAUAGUAAUGAAUUCACUGGAUUAUGGCAGUACAUUACACAGUACUGUACUCAGAUUAAGAGGUCACAGUCCAAUGUGUACUGUUGAUGACAUGCUCCUCAGAGCUAAGGAAAGAAUAAGGAAUUAGUUUGUAGCUGAGAGGAAAGAAGCCUGUGACUUCAAUGUGUCCUGAAAGAUAUUAUUUUGUUUUAACAGUCCAAGUUUAAUAACUUGGCCUCCUUUCUCUCCCAGUCUCUCUCCCCACUGUGUCCAAUCUGCAGGUAUGCUUCUGAAGGACAGACAAACAAGAUGACAAUAGCCACCCUGUGCAACCAGAUGUGCUCAUUUGAGGUUGUGGCUAUUUUAAGGUCUCUUUAUGGAAGAUCACACUGCAUCAGAGAUUAAAGAUUACACAGAAAUUAGCUUUAUUUGUCACAUACGCAUCAAAAUAUUGACAUGCAGUAAAAUGCGUUGUUUGCGUCAAUGACCAGCACAGUCUGAGAAGUGGUGGGGGCAGCCUGUAAGUGUCGCCAUGCUUCUGGCGCCAACAUAGCAUGUCCACAGUUCACUAACCCUACCCCAUAUGUCUUCGGAAUGUGGGAGGAAACCAGAGCACCCGAAGGAAACCCAUGCAGUCAUGGGUUUAACAUGCAAACUCCGCGGGAAUUGAAACCUGAUCUUACAGCUGGCGCUAAAAAGUGUUACGCUAGCCACUAUACGCUCUCGUGCUGCCCACCAAACAUCAAAGUAAUAAUUGGCUCUGAACGUGAUAUUGAUAGACGAUCUUAGACGCCGUAUGGCAAAUACUUUUAUCUUUCAUUAUAACUCCCAUCAUUUUACACAUUUUUGGCAGUCUGUUGGUCUAAUCUCUUAAUCAAAACAGCUGAAGGCCACAAAAUCAGAAACAGAAUCAGGUUUAUAAUCACUGACAUAUGUCACAAAAUUUGUUAUUUUGCAGUGGAUACAUAAAAUAUACUAUAAAUUACAAAAAUUAAAUUAAAUAUAUAUAUAAAAUAUAAAUAAGUAAGACAAAAAAGAGAGCAAAAAUAGUGAGGUAGUGUUCAUGGGUUCAUGGCCUGAUGGCUUCCCUAUGUCAUCUAACUUGUUUGAACCUUGCUUGCGCAGCUGACAAAUAGAGCAGAGACUCUACACAACUCUAUAGCCAGCUUCAUUUUGGCCAGCCUGAAAAGGGUGAUUAAAAAGUAGUGCUCAUGACAGAAGUGAUGCAGAGCUGGCCGUAUGAACCUGAGGCUGAGUUUAUGAACCAAUAUGCUAAAAGGACCUAGUGGGUCAUGCAGAAUCAAAACUCUUAUCCAGACACCUGUAUGACCUUGCAGUCCAGGAAGCUGCGACAUGCACACCCUCACCCACUGACUUGGUUUCAAAAUCAUGUUUGGAGAUAUUGAGGAAUGGGAUUAAAAGAAUGCUCCCUUUUGCACACAAAGAUAUCGCUGAAAACCAUGGAUCAUGACCUAAUACGUUUACUAUCUAAGGUCAUGGAAGUGAUCAGGUGCACAGAGCUCGCUCAGGCAAACAAGAAACGCAGACCUGUAAUGUCGGAUGGUAACUUAGGAAAGAGAAGUCGCAGGUGCAGCCAACAGCUUUGAACUUGGGAAGAGAAGCAGUAAGACAUUACCAUACCUGGAGCUGUUGCUACCUGGUGUUUCACUUGGUAAUUAAAUGUAACACAUUUAACCAAUGAGUUAUGAAGACAGAUUAGAACUAACCAAUAUACCCACUAACAAAUAGCAUUGGAAUGGUUUUCCUGUUCGCCUCUUGAGAGCGAAAGCACCAAGAUCGAAACAGCUCUGCUUUUAAAAGAAUUAACCAAACUCGCACCUUUAGAGAGCAAGAACCUUUGGCAUUAGUGGACUCAACUAACACUCCACAAAUGCAGAACAGAAGAUGAGCCUCACUAAUGAAGCUAUAGCCAGCAUGGUGAGGUAUAGGCUGCUGGAAUAAUUUGGGAAAAUUCAUCUUUGCUUGUUAGUGUUAAAUACUUGUGAGAUUUAUCAACUGUUGGUCCUAAUUGUCUCUUGACAUUCAGUUCCAUUGACUUUAAUGCAUAUAAAUGUGUGUAGUGCUGCUGACUCAAGGUUGAUUUCUCCACCUCAGCCUUUUCAGACUGAUCCCAUUAAAGGGAAUAGAACAAGGUGCUGAGUUCCUUCAUUACAGCAGUGAUUUCCUUUCAAGAUAUAAUUUCAUUAAGAGUAAACGGUGGGAAAACUUUGCUGGUCAAGGAACAACUUUUGAGGGGUGGUACUCUUUAAAAAAAAGGAGUAAGUAAGAAUUUCACAUUGAUGACUUUUGAUGACUUUUCAUCAGCUGUAAAAUGCUUUGGGGCAUUUCCAAACCAUAAAUGAUAUUAUUAUUUAAAUAAAUAUUCCCCCGUUUUAAUUGCUUUCACAUUUAAGAAUUAGUCUAGGUUUCUCCAAUGAGUUCAAAUUGCACCAUCUGGAUCUAAUGUGAUCUAAUAUUUCUGUGCUUACUGUAUAGUUUGUAAGGACACACUAGAAAAUGCAGCAUGAAAAUUUCUCAAUAUUGCACAAACUAUUUAUAAAAGUCAGACAUUGUACCUAACAUUGAGUUGCAGCCAUCCCCCUCAGUACCCCGCAACCAAUACUUCGGCCUUACAGUGAAAGAGUCUGUGAUUUUCAAAUUGUAUUUUUCAACCUAUGUAAUACUAAUUGGCUAAUCAAUAAAGUUUUUAAAGAUUCUA
This is a messenger RNA of Hypanus sabinus (Atlantic stingray), 4275 nucleotides long. It is a transcript of the gene lrrc3ca, whose product is annotated as leucine rich repeat containing 3Ca. The record is from RefSeq and is a predicted model, not a curated record. Gene Ontology annotation, molecular function: protein binding. The transcript is spliced from 4 exons. The coding region runs from base 591 to 1373 and encodes 260 amino acids. Lineage: Eukaryota; Metazoa; Chordata; Chondrichthyes; Myliobatiformes; Dasyatidae.